Musa acuminata AAA Group (dessert banana) is the source of this 3566-nucleotide messenger RNA. Its product is annotated as putative disease resistance protein RGA1. Gene Ontology annotation, molecular function: protein binding. The record is from RefSeq and is a predicted model, not a curated record. The coding region runs from base 32 to 3034 and encodes 1000 amino acids. NCBI's taxonomy places the organism in Eukaryota, Viridiplantae, Streptophyta, Magnoliopsida, Zingiberales, Musaceae. The transcript has a single exon.
GUUCCAUAGCUGCCACCCUGACAUCAAAGCCAUGGCGUUGGCGUCAGAUCUGGAGCGCGUACUAUCGCAUAUACUGCCGAUGCCUGCGAUGAUGGCGCAGGGGCGACUACUAGGCAUGCCAAACCACAUGGAGAUGAUUCGAGACCGCCUGUGGGCUAUCAAUGGCACGAUCAAGGACGCCGAGCAUCGAGCGUUGAAGGAGCCGGAGUCGGAGGAGUGGGUGACCGACGUCGGUGCAGCCAUUGUGGACAUCGACGAUCUGCUCGGUAGGAUCCUCGACUGGCACCCAAGAGGAGGAGCGGCUGCAGCAUCGAAUCGCUCGUCACACUCCAUCUGCAGCAUCCGAGAGGCCUCUCGCCAAGCCAUUCUAUUGGAGCUCAAGGAGAUGGUAGGCAGGCUGAACUAUCUGGUGAGGAGGGGGUCUGUGUUGGGCCUCUCGAAGGAGAUAAUGGAGUCUGUGGAUCCACGACAAGAAGAAGAGUACUCCACCGUCCUAAAAGAAGAGGUGGUGGGACGCAACGAGCAUGUAGAAGAAAUCAUCGACAGUUUGAAGCAACCACAGUCUGGCGAUUGUGAUGAAUUGCAGAUCAUAAAUGACCUUGGUGGGAAGACGACCCUUGCACGGCUGAUUUACCACCACCCUUGGGUGCAGGAGCAAUUCCAGCAUCGAAUCUGGGUGGAUGUCCCAAACAUUGCUUCUCUGGAUCCCAUGUGGAUCAUGAGAGAAUUCACGAGUUCAAUAACCGGGGAGCCAUGCGAGGACAUCUGGCUAUUCUUCGACGGAAUCCAUGGAAGCAAAUACUUGCUCGUUCUGGAUGAUCUCAACAUCGGGGAGGAGGACAGGGAUAAGUGGCUCCAAUUGGAGAACUUUCUAUUGCUCGUCGGCGCACCGGGGAGUACCGUGGUGGUCAUUCCUGACUUGUUUUUUAUUCAGGAUGUAUUGGGGUCCGCUGUCCGAACGUGGCAUUUCAGCGGCCUACCGGAGGAUGAUUGGGUACAAUUGUGCUUGAGACAAGCACUCAUCCGGCCCGAUCAACGGGAGGAAGCAAAAGCGAUAAUUCACUCCUGUAAGAGAAACACACAAGAUUGGUCUCCCACGGACGCCAAGAUUUUUGGCUCCGUACUCAGAUACACUGAAAUGAGUCGAUGGCAACAACAACUUGAUGCUGUAAAUAUGCGUCAGUGGGAGAAAGUGAGACACGACAAGGAUAUGGCUUUAAUUUUUCUUCAUUACAUGACACCUACGAUGACACGAUUGGUAUUGUACCGCUGGUUGAUCGUACAAGAUGGCAAGACCAAUUAUGAGGUCUUAGCUGCUGAAGGCUUUCUGUCGUAUUCAGACGUCGAAGGCACCAUAACGGAAAAGCUGGAGUUCCACGUCUACGAUUAUAUGCAUUUUUUAUUUACUACCACAAAACAUUGCUACGACAUGAGGGGGGUUUUAUCAAAUUCAACAAUACCACGACAGUGUCUUUAUUUACGUAUGUUCGUCGAUUCCAAUUCGAUCACAUUUCCGAUGACCUUAUUCGAUGGGAUAAAUCAGUUGAGAGGUUUGCUAUUACAACAAGAGAUGGAUCUCCAACAUAAAUAUCAUAUCCUACAUAUUCCGGAAGGUAUGUUUACCAAUCUUAUUCAUCUACGUAUAUUAUAUUUACGAGCUAUCAAAGUCCAACAGUUACCUACUUCAGUGGGCAAGUUGCUUAUCUUGAGAUACCUCAACCUUUCCCAGUCCGAGAUCCAAGCACUUCCUAAAUCCUUAUGCAAGCUCAGAAAUUUACGAGUACUAAAUCUAGCUCAUUGUGAAAAGCUUCAGAAACUACCAAAGCGAAUACAUAAUCUUGUGAACUUACAUGUUUUAAAACUUGCUUAUUGUACAAAACUUCAGAUGCUACCUAUUUCGGUCACCGGCCUUAUAAAUCUGCAAGAGUUAGACUUGGAAGGUUGUCAAUGGCUUCUCGAAUUGCCUGAAGGUUUGAAUAACAUGAAAAAACUGGCAAAUCUUAAUGUAUAUAGAUGUCCAUUGAAUCAAAUGCCACAUGGAAUAAGUCAGAUGAGUAACCUCCUAAAGUUGUCUGGACAUAUCGUAGUUGGUGAUCUUGGAAAUGCCUUUUCAAAGUUGGAAUCGUUGAGGAAUCUAAAAGAAUUAUGGCUACAAAAUCUCGAACAAGUGUUAAAUUCAGAAGAUGCUUUGACUCCUUUAAAGUUGAAUGAUAUACUUCCGCAGCUCAUUUAUUUGAAGCUAUGUUGGAAAUGGAUAAACAUGGAAGAUAUGAGAACCUCAGAGGUGGUUUCACUGCAUGUACUUGAAGGCCUCCAACCCAAUUCAAACUUGAAAAGAUUAGAGAUUAUUUUAUAUGUCGGUGAAGAAUUUCCUGUAUGGAUAAAAGAGGGGUUUAACUAUCUCCACAAGUUGAAAGAGAUCAAACUAAUCAAUCUCAAGAGAUGCAAAAAGUUACCAUCACUUGGAGGGCUACUCGAUCUCGAGAUUGUUGAGCUAAGUGGUAUGGAUUUAAUCAAUGUUGUGGAUGAAGCCUUUUAUGGUGACGAUGGGACAUUUCCUGAGUUGAAAAGACUCACGUUGUCUCAUAUGCUUGCACUAGAAAAAUGGCUAAAGGUGGACAGAAAAAAAGAAUUUUUGUUCCCGAAACUUCGUCGAUUGACACUGAUCCAAUGUCCAAAAUUCAAAGCUUUAGAGGUGGAUCUUGAGGUCUCAACGUUGAGUAUUUGGUUGAACAAUAAAAUGCUGCGGACAUCUGAAUUCGAGGGUUGGCAGAACCUCCCAAUAAAGAACUUGGAGAUAGUUGGAUGCCAGGAGAUGAGGUGUUUGCCACAGGACAUGGAACGAUGUGUUAAACUCAGAAGCUUGACGAUCAACGGAUGCGACAAUUUGGACUGUUUGCCGGAGUGGCUACAAGGAUUCAAGCAUCUGAAAUCUGUAUGUUUAUAUGACUGCGGUGCUCUGUCAUCCAUACCUGAGAAGCUUAAACGACUAAGAAAAGUUGUUAUUAAAGGUUGUCCAAAGCUGCGACUUUAACCAGUGGAACAGAGUAUGUUCUUCUACCUUCGAAUAUUUUAUACUGUGAUUAGAGUAGAUUGAGAUAGAAUUAAUUGUAUUUCAUUUAACUGUUCAGAACAUGCUUAGACACCAUCUGAUUCCGGCAGCAAUUGACGCAUCAAAUUGUAUUUGAUGUGUCGAGUAUGUCCUGCCAUUCAAACAACAAAAAACCUUUCGAUGAACAGCUCAAAGACGGGCCCGUACUACAUAACCACGGAGUACAUGGUGUGUAUAAGGACCAUCUCUCCUGUAUCAUCGAUCAGUGUCUCAACGCCGGCCAAGCAACCAGUGCCUAAGGUAUUCACUCCACCGAGAUGUGCAUUGAUCAACAAAGCCGACGCCGCAGGAAGACAUCACCAUUACUUUUGCAGUGCCUCUGCGACACACGUCGUGGACAUUAAUUUAUAUACAAUAAACAAGACAUCCAAUUUGGUAGUGAUUUAAAGAUUGCGUUUGUCACAAUUGUCUGCGUAUCUUAAUGUCUAUUCUUGUUUGUCUUCAGAGAGCUUUU